CACAGUGCCCCAUGCCACAUGGCACACGCAGCCAUGGAGCAGGCCCAGAAAGUGGCAUGCUAGACUCAAGCAGAGAACUGUUGCUUCCAAAAGAACCAUUAUCAGUGGUUCAUGGAUUACUUUUUGUUUUUUUAUGUUUUAGUCCACUCCAACGCUUGCAGUGAAAUAAAUCUAUCCACUUAAUAAUAACUUGGGUAGAAAACUAAAAUCUUUCAGUCCUAGUAUUCGCUUAGAUAAGGCUUGUCUUCACUCUUCAGUCAAUCUAUAGUUCCUGUCAGGGCCCAGCAGAGAUAAUAUCGCAUCUCAUGUAGUGCAGCAUACGCAUAGUACAUUCGUACAUAACACCUUCGGUCUAGCACAAUAAUGUCGGGCACCUUUGUUGUUUAGAUUAAGUUUUGUAUCGGCACGAUUUUACAUAAUUUUGUUCAUGUGUUUGACGACACUCGUUUUUCCUUUACUGCAAGCCCCCAGACAGGUCUCACACACUAUCUCCUUGUUGUGCUUGUCUUAGCUUUUCAAGUAGACUAGCAAGUGAUGACCUCAGCAAGCUACAGCAGAGUUCUUGUCCACCUACGUCGGGCAACUCAAGGAGUGUACACUUGUGCCCAGUUUGAUGAAUGUUUGCUAGAUUCUCUGGGCCUGGCUGGAGAGGGGCUGGUUGAGUGCUCCCUCCAAGACAAUAAGCUGCUACUAAAGGGUCCGCCAGAAAAUGAUUCCGCAUCAGCUUGUAAUGCUAGACCGCCUCUUUAUAAAAUCAUGCACCCACCAUUCUGUCCCAUUCAGCACCUGGACAAGAAGGGGCGGGAUGACCUUCCUGCAGAGAUAAAGACGCGAGGGGUGGACGUCGGGGUGGCAGUGCUCCUCGAGUCUAGUGACCACAGGCUCCUACUCACUCAUCGGGCUGGACACAUGCGGACCUUCCCUGGCAUCUGGGUGCCUCCAGGGGGCCAUGUGGAGGACGGAGAGAGUCUUGUGGAUGCUGUGCUGCGGGAGCUGAAUGAGGAGACGGGAUUAGAGGUGACAGAAGAGGAGAAAAAGAGCAGCCACAUCCUGGGUCUGUGGGAGUCUGUCUACCCGCCAGUGCUGGCCAUGGGGGAACCCAAGAGACACCAUGUGGUGGUGUACCUACAUAUCACCGUCAGCAGGCCAUCACAACAGUUGAAUAAAGAGUUCAAGCUGUGUCCAGAAGAGGUUGAUGCAGCAGCCUGGUUGUCGGUGGAUCUCAUCAAGCAUUCUGUGUGGAGCAAAGAUCAGCUUGAAAAAGCGGGGCUGGAAGACAACAACGACCACAUUCCCAUCACACUUGUCAACCAGGAGGGAGAACAUUUAGAGGCUGAUUUGGAUCCAUCUAUUCUCACAAAACAGCAGGAACCAAAUGCACUGACUAUAGACAGAAUCAGCACAGGAAGCAGAUAUGCUCUGUCCUUGUGGCUGACUCAGCACUUGGAAGGUUCAGGUGAAGAAGCUUCCCAAGAGUGGCUGUAUGGAAAGUACAUGAAGGCAAACAAUACAAAAGUUUCUGAAUCAAAAUUCUAAUAACUACACAGUACUCUAUCAGCAGGUUAGGUUUUAUUAGACAGGGUGGAAUCCAAAGCUUUUUGUCUUAUCAACUCCCCCUCUCUGACUGACUGUCUUCAUUAUCUUCUUACCACUGAAGUGUUGCAUCCCUUUUCUAUCUUUUAUUGCUAUUUUCA
Molecule: messenger RNA, 1694 nt
Organism: Portunus trituberculatus (swimming crab)
Lineage: Eukaryota; Metazoa; Arthropoda; Malacostraca; Decapoda; Portunidae
Product: nucleoside diphosphate-linked moiety X motif 17-like
Exons: 7
Coding region: 535-1536 (333 amino acids)
Biological process (GO): NAD+ catabolic process; NADP+ catabolic process
Cellular component (GO): cytosol
Molecular function (GO): NADH pyrophosphatase activity
Source: RefSeq, a predicted model, not a curated record